Fusarium pseudograminearum CS3096 is the source of this 951-nucleotide messenger RNA. RefSeq lists its product as uncharacterized. Bases 1 to 951 code for a protein of 316 amino acids. NCBI's taxonomy places the organism in Eukaryota, Fungi, Ascomycota, Sordariomycetes, Hypocreales, Nectriaceae. The record is from RefSeq and is a predicted model, not a curated record. The transcript is spliced from 8 exons. Gene Ontology annotation, molecular function: methyltransferase activity.
AUGGCGAACUCUACUGUUAACCACGCGAACGUUAUCUUCCCGGAUGAAGAGAAUGAAAAUGACCGAGACUCAUCGAUCGGAUCUAUCAAUGCAUCGACAUCUGAAAGCUUAAGAAGCUCAAUCUUGGACUAUCGCAAAGAAAAUGGCCGAACUUAUCAUCGAUACAAGGAUAGCAACCUCCAGCAUAACUUAUUUAUCCUGACCCUCGACAACAGACUUGGAUUGGCACCUCCAAACGAUCCUGGUGCCAAUGUAAAGCACGUUCUCGACAUAGGAACAGGCACUGGAAUCUGGGCGAUUGAUUAUGCCGACGAGCAUCUCAAUUCAAAAGUCAUUGGCAUUGACUUAUCCCCGAUUCAGCCUGAUUUCGUUCCGCCGAAUGUUGAGUUCUUUAUCGACGAUAUCGAAGAACCGUGGACGUUCUCUGAGCCUUUCGAUUAUAUCCAUAGUCGCAUGAUGACAUUCAGUAUCAAAAGUUGGCCUGAACUCGCCAGCAACAUCUACAACAACCUUGUCCCCGGCGGGUACGUAGAGCUCCUCGAGAUCGAUCUCUUCGCCAAGUCGGAUGACAAUACCCUGAACGAAGACCACAAUCUCUCUAAACUCAUCCACCUUCUCGGCGAGGCCUCCACAAAGAUUGGUCGUCCAUUCCAAGACAACAAGAAGAACAAGGACAUCCUUCGUGAUACCGGGUUCGUGGAUGUUGUCGAGACAGUCUUUAAAUGGCCCAGCAACGCUUGGCCAAAAGACACAAAGCACAAAGAGAUUGGCCAGUGGCAAAACAUGAACUUGGACCACUUUAAAGGGCUUGAAGCUCUCUCCAUCGCUGUUUUGACUAGGGUGCUUGGUUGGAGCCAAGAAGAGGUGACAGUCUUCCUAGCCAAGGUUAGGAAGGAUGUCAACAACAAAGCGAUUCAUGCUUAUUGGCCAGUUUACUCGACAUAUGACUAG